This is a messenger RNA of Echinostoma caproni, 177 nucleotides long. Lineage: Eukaryota; Metazoa; Platyhelminthes; Trematoda; Plagiorchiida; Echinostomatidae. The record is from the annotation of a GenBank genome assembly.
AUGCUUCGUAGACACACUCGGCGACUUAUGAGUUAUCCGUUACAAGGUCUUCAGGAUCAGUCUCUACUCAACGAUCAGAAGUUGUCAGAACCGAAAAAAUCGGCCGACUCCGGAAUUUUGGAAAACACAAUCGGACAGCUAACUAGUCGACGUCCAUCUGCAGUAUCCGGCGGGUAA